Arvicanthis niloticus (Nile rat) is the source of this 918-nucleotide messenger RNA. Its product is annotated as putative vomeronasal receptor-like protein 4. Gene Ontology annotation, biological process: G protein-coupled receptor signaling pathway. Gene Ontology annotation, cellular component: membrane. The record is from RefSeq and is a predicted model, not a curated record. Gene Ontology annotation, molecular function: pheromone receptor activity. NCBI's taxonomy places the organism in Eukaryota, Metazoa, Chordata, Mammalia, Rodentia, Muridae.
AUGUGUUCUUUGUGUUUCUUGAGUUUUAUAGAGAAUUUCCUUUAUUUUCAAGCUGGGCUUGGAGUCCUAGCCAAUAUGUUUCUUCUAGUUUUUUAUAUUUUCAUAAUCCUAAGUCACAGACAUAAGCUCAUUGACCUGAUCUCGUGUCAACUGACCUUUGUUCAUAUAGUGAUGAUCCUCACUGGAGGAAAUAUCAUGCUUACAGACAUAUUUGAGUCUCUGAAUGUUGAGAAUGACAUCAAAUGUAAGGCAACUUUUUACAUAAAUAGGGUGAUGAGAGGCCUCUCUAUCAGCAUCACCUGCCUCCUGAGUGUGUUCCAGGCUGUCACAAUCAGUCCCAGUACCUCUUUGCUGGCAAAAUUUAAACAUAAACUAAGAAAACACAUGAUUAAUGCUUUAUUUUCUAUUUGGUCAUUCAAUUUAUCUCUUAGUAGUAACCUGCUCUUCUAUGUUGGUGGUUUUACCAAUGUGAGCCAGACCAAGCAGAUGAAGGUCAUUAAAUCCUGCUCACUCUUUCCAAUGACCUACAUCAUCAGGGAAAUGAUUUUAACAGUGACAAUUUCCAGGGAUGUGUUUCUUGUAGGAGUCAUGCUAAUCACAAGUGCAUACAUGGUGAUUAUCUUGUUCAGACAUCAGAAGCAAUGCAAGCACCUUCAUAGCAUCAGCUAUCUGAGAGUGUCCCACGAGAAAAGGGCCGCACAAACCAUCUUGCUGCUGGUGGGGAUUUUUGGGGUCAUCUAUUGUGUAAACGUCAUCAUCACACACACCUCCAUCCUGUUGUGGAUGUACAGCCCAGUUAUCCUGACUCUUCAGAAUUUUGUGGUGAAUGCCUAUCCUACAAUUAUUCCUUUGGUACAAAUCAGUUCAGAUAAGAGAAUAAUCAAUGUGUUGAAAAACUUGCAGUCAACAUGUCCCUAG